GCCGCUGACUUCCGGCCCGGAGGCUGAGGGAGUUUGUGGAGUCGCGAGUGCUGGUGUCCGACAUCCUUCAAAGUUGAGCCCUUUUUUUCCGCUGUGAGUCUCUACACAUGUCUGACACUCUCAUGUCCCACGGAUUACAGAAAGACAUUCCUUGCAGGAGAACAUGGCUUCCCAGUGAUGUGGGAAAGAUGGACUCUGAUCUCCAGGGUAGAAGUGGCAACCAGAGUAAGCCAGUUCGUUGAAGCAAAUGAUGGCUGCAGUGAAGAGUACCGAGGCACACCCAUCCUCAAACAAGGAUCCCACACAGGGCCAGAAAUCAGCCCUCCAGGGUAACAGCCCUGACUCCGAGGCCUCCCGUCAGCGCUUCAGGCAGUUUUGCUACCAGGAGGUAACUGGCCCACAUGAAGCUUUUAGCAAACUCUGGGAACUCUGUUGUCAGUGGCUGAGGCCGAAGACCCACUCAAAAGAGGAAAUCCUGGAGCUGCUGGUUUUGGAGCAGUUUCUGACUAUCUUGCCAGAGGAGAUCCAGACCUGGGUGAGGGAGCAGCAUCCAGAAAACGGCGAGGAAGCUGUGGCUCUGGUUGAGGAUGUACAGAGAGCUCCUGGACAACAGGUUCUAGAUUCUGAGAAGGACUUGAAAGUACUCAUGAAGGAGAUGGCCCCUUUGGGAGCAACCAGAGAAUCACUGAGAUCCCAAUGGAAACAGGAGGUUCAGCCAGAGGAACCGACUUUUAAGGGAUCACAGAGCUCACACCAAAGACCAGGGGAACAGUCAGAAGCCUGGCUUGCUCCUCAGGCUCCCAGGAACCUGCCUCAAAACACAGGUCUCCACGACCAGGAGACAGGUGCUGUGGUCUGGACAGCUGGGUCCCAGGCUAGAGUGGUGCUAUUUUAUCGGUAGCAGCAGCUCCAGUGUUGUUACAGGGACCAGCCAUGCGUGACAACAGAGCUGUAUCCCUCUGUCAGCAAGAAUGGAUGUGCCCAGGCCCUGCACAAAGGGCCCUCUACAGGGGUGCCACCCAGAGGAAGGACAGUCACGUCUCGCUGGCAACAGGUGUGCCCUGGGGCUAUGAAGAGACCAAGACGCUCCUGGCUAUUCUUAGUAGUUCUCAAUUUUAUGGAAAACUCCAGACCUGUCAGCAGAACAGCCAGAUCUACAGGGCCAUGGCGGAAGGACUCUGGGAGCAGGGUUUUCUGCGGACCCCAGAACAGUGUCGCACCAAGUUCAAAAGCCUACAGUUGAGUUACCGCAAAGUGAGGAGAGGCCGUGUGCCUGAGCCUUGUAUCUUUUAUGAGGAAAUGAAUGCUCUUUCAGGCUCCUGGGCCUCUGCACCUCCUAUGGCAAGCGAUGCUGUUCCUGGCCAAGAAGGAAGUGAUAUUGAGGCUGGAGAGCUGAAUCACCAGAAUGGGGAACCCACGGAGGUAGAAGAUGGCACUGUGGAUGGUGCAGACAGGGAUGAAAAGGACUUCAGGAAUCCUGGCCAGGAAGUCAGGAAACUAGACCUGCCAGUGCUGUUCCCAAACAGACUUGGUUUUGAGUUCAAGAACGAGAUUAAAAAAGAAAAUCUAAAAUGGGAUGAUUCAGAGGAAGUAGAAAUAAACAAGGCUUUACAGAGAAAGUCCAGAGGAGUUUAUUGGCACUCUGAGCUACAAAAAGGCUUGGAGAGUGAGCCAACAUCAAGAAGGCAAUGUAGAAAUUCUCCAGGGGAGAGUGAGGAGAAAACCCCAUCCCAGGAGAAGAUGAGUCACCAGAGUUUUUGUGCCAGGGACAAAGCCUGUACACAUAUCCUCUGUGGGAAAAACUGCUCUCAGAGUGUGCACUCUCCCCACAAGCCAGCGCUCAAACUGGAAAAAGUAUCUCAAUGUCCUGAAUGUGGGAAAACCUUUAGCCGAAGUUCUUAUCUUGUUCGGCAUCAAAGAAUCCACACAGGCGAGAAGCCUCACAAGUGCAGUGAGUGCGGGAAGGGCUUUAGUGAGCGCUCCAACCUCACUGCCCACCUACGAACUCACACAGGGGAGAGGCCCUAUCAGUGUGGGCAAUGUGGGAAAAGCUUCAACCAGAGUUCCAGCCUCAUUGUCCACCAGAGGACCCAUACCGGGGAAAAGCCUUACCAGUGCAUUGUCUGUGGAAAGAGAUUCAACAACAGUUCCCAGUUCAGUGCUCACCGGCGCAUCCACACUGGGGAGAGCCCAUACAAGUGUGCAGUGUGUGGGAAAAUCUUCAACAAUAGCUCCCACUUCAGUGCCCACCGAAAAACCCACACUGGUGAAAAGCCUUACAGGUGUUCUCACUGUGAGAGAGGCUUCACUAAGAACUCUGCCCUCACCCGUCAUCAGACAGUACACAUGAAAGCAGUACUCUCAUCACAGGAAGGAAGAGAUGCGUUAUGAGUGUGUCGGUAAACUGUCAGAUUAAGUUCCUCAGGUCAGCAUGUAUGAGCUUUCUUCUGCUGUGGAGAGAUCUAGCCAGUCCCUGACUUUGCAACAGACCUACUGACUACUGGAUCUUAAGACCCAUGUCUAGGACCAGGAGUCAGCAUAAGGACGCUGACCUCUCCUGGCUGUGCCUGUGACUCCAGAGUCCUAUCUUACUGUGACUUAAAGUUUGAUGGAGAGAAAGCUGUAGGAUCCAUAAAUUCUACCAGGAAACCAGGGUCUUCCUGUUCCUAGCACUGAGAAUGGGCACCCAGUGGUCCAAGAACACUUUCUGGGCUAACAUAGUCCUCACACAGGGCUGAGAAAGAAAGUGUCUCCUUUCCUGGAAAGCACAUGUAAAAGUUAAGGGCCUGAAUCUCUUCUAAACCAAUAAUUGACCUCUAGGCACCCACCGUAAUACUGCUACCUUCAGGGCAGAAGACACUGCUCUUUGUAACCCAGCCACCACCAAAAAGCAAACAGAAAGAAGGAAGGAUGGUUAAGCCAUUGGAUAAUACUGAAUCUGUUUCCCUAAGUGACUUAACCUUAGAGCAAGCACAACAUCCAGGUUAAUUUUUUGUAAGAUUUCUCCUUUUAUUAUUGCCCUCAUCAUAGUUCCUGAUUGUCUCUUAAAGUAAGUGGUUUAUAGACAUUACUAUUUCUGAUAAUAAUUUACAAACUACUAUAAACAAAUUUAUAAACAUUACUAAUUUCUGAUGAAAAUAAAGUUGUUUCUCCCUCCA
This is a messenger RNA of Homo sapiens (human), 3158 nucleotides long. RefSeq names its product zinc finger and SCAN domain containing 32 (gene ZSCAN32). Gene Ontology annotation, biological process: regulation of DNA-templated transcription. The coding region runs from base 934 to 2391 and encodes 485 amino acids. NCBI's taxonomy places the organism in Eukaryota, Metazoa, Chordata, Mammalia, Primates, Hominidae. Gene Ontology annotation, molecular function: identical protein binding. The record is from RefSeq and is marked validated. The transcript has 7 exons. Gene Ontology annotation, cellular component: nucleus.